Messenger RNA from Rana temporaria (common frog), 543 nucleotides. RefSeq names its product ubiquinol-cytochrome-c reductase complex assembly factor 2. Lineage: Eukaryota; Metazoa; Chordata; Amphibia; Anura; Ranidae. Gene Ontology annotation, biological process: mitochondrial respiratory chain complex III assembly. Gene Ontology annotation, cellular component: mitochondrial matrix. The transcript is spliced from 4 exons. The coding region runs from base 61 to 441 and encodes 126 amino acids. The record is from RefSeq and is a predicted model, not a curated record.
UAAGGAGGGUCACGCCCUUUGCCUGUGAUUCGCUAGUAGUUGAAUGUGACCGGAGAGUAAAUGGCGGCUGCACGGUAUCGGCGUUUUCUAAAACUAUGUGAAGAAUGGCCUGUGGACGAGACUAGGAAAGGCCGGGACCUGGGAGCCUUCCUGAGGCAGCGGGUGGCCCAGGUAUUCCGGGAAGGAGACAAUACACAGAUUCAAGAUCCAGAAGUAUGCGACCAAAUGCAUGAAAGCCUGAAUAGGAUAAACAACAAUCAUUAUAAAGAAAAGUAUCCACGACUUCAGGAUACAAGUUUUACAGAAAUCACUGCUGAGGAAUACAGAAUGGUACUUGCAACUGACAGUCUGCAACAGAUGGAUGAAAUGAAAAGAGGAAUGUGGAAGAGACUCAUGGACAAGUUUAAUGCUAAAUCCCCUCAGGAUGGAGCAAAGGAGUAACUCUUAUUGUUAUCAGAACAAUCCAUGUGCACUCCCUUCCUGAACAAACCCCACCAUCUGCUAUAUACAGUCUCUCCUAAUAAACAGACCUUUUCCUUUCCA